AUGAGUCUGCGGGCCUUCUGCGCAGAGUUCAGCGGCGAGAACCUUCGAGUGGAGACUCUAGGGUUCCUGUAUACCGUUGCAGCUCGUGCGUCGAUCUGUGAUACCCAAGCAAUGCCAGAAUCGAAAAACUUCAUGCAGGAAAUGAGUUGGUAUAGCAACGCAUCGCUUCAUUUGGCUCGCGAGAUAGCCCCACAGACAUCCGACAUGAUCAUAUGGCUGGCAUUGGACAAUCUACAACUAAUCACAAUGCUGGAGGGUGAUGCGAGCAUGAGUGUUCGACGGCGCAUAGGAGGCUUGGCAAAAGAUAUCUUCGCAUUGGGUCUGAACCGUGAGGCGACAUAUUCGUCGGAAUCAAUACCAUUCUUCCUGGCAGAGUGCCGCAGGAAAACUUUCAGUGCCGCGUAUUAUCUGGACAAGUUGAUUGCGAUAUUUUUCAAUCAACCACCGCGCAUAUCAAUUCGACAUUCAGACUGCAAGCCUCCUCUUGAUUUAUCAGAUGAGCAGAUCUUCGGUCUUUCAUUUGAUGACCCAGCGAUGGAAUCUAUUGUCGACCACGACGGCUGGAACAGAAAUGGAGGCUUCAGAUCUACAACGUGGGCACGUGUACGCUACACUUUUGCGCAGUUUCGGGAACAUCUUGUUGAGUAUCAACUGUCGUCAAGUUCCGCAAAUGAAGCUGAGCUCAGCCAAUCAGAGCUUCUUGCCAUUGCACUCGAGAUGUUAGAAGUUGUCGUGCAAGUGGCGAGCGCACGCAGCAGACCAAGUCUUCUGAUGCGUGAUCUACCCGGACUCAUGUUAACCUACGGCGUUUCAUGUGCUACUACAUUGUUAAGUGCUUUGAUGGAUUCUGUCCAAAAACCGACUGGCCACCUGCCACCUGGGAUCAAAGCGUUCACGCUGAUUCGAGAUCUAUCCGUAUUUAUAUCCCAUCUGGAAAAUCUUUCUGGGUCACAACAAUGCAACCAAGCCCUAUGUGAAGAAGCUGCAAAAUCUCUCUCGAGCCAGCUGGAUCGAGUACUGGAUAGUCUCUCCUCCGCAUCAGAGGAUCUGGCGCUUACUACGCCGCUAUCAAUGGGGUUUGCAACAUCGGAAUAUUCGCAUAUCAGCCAUGUCGAUGCUGAGGAGCCCAGUUCCUUUCAAAUUGGAAAUGCGGAAUCAUUUGACUGGGCUACUUGGAUCAUUCAUGCUGAUUUGGAGAUUGUGGGCUGCGAUUGA
Penicillium brevicompactum is the source of this 1215-nucleotide messenger RNA. Its product is annotated as fungal specific transcription factor domain-containing protein. NCBI's taxonomy places the organism in Eukaryota, Fungi, Ascomycota, Eurotiomycetes, Eurotiales, Aspergillaceae. The record is from RefSeq and is a predicted model, not a curated record. Gene Ontology annotation, biological process: DNA-templated transcription. Gene Ontology annotation, molecular function: zinc ion binding; DNA binding. Gene Ontology annotation, cellular component: nucleus. The coding region runs from base 1 to 1215 and encodes 404 amino acids. The transcript is spliced from 4 exons.